GAAAUCCUCCCCUCAACGUAUAAAUACCACCGCUUCACUUGAACCCUUUGAUCCAUCACCACCGUUUCACCCGGUGUCUCCGCCACGCUCCGCCGCCUCACCCACCUCUUUAGCCGUAAUCUUGAGUGUCAUUUCAUACGAUGACAAUCGCCAAACAAACGUCUGGUGAACUGAAAAUACGAGUCAACACUUGUCUUAACAAACUUGCAGACAGAGACACACUUUCUAUGGCCACCUACGAACUCGAGAACAUAGCUAGAGCACUCUCAACCGACGCUUUGGCUCCGUUCUUGAAUUGCAUCUCCUCCACGGACUCCUCGGAGAAAUCCCCCGUCCGCCGCCAAUGCGUCCGUCUUUUGGGCGUCCUCUCCGCCGCUCAUGGCGAUGCUCUGUCGCCCCACCUGUCACGUAUGAUCUCGGCCGUCCUCCGCAGGCUUCGUGAUCCCGAUUCCGCCGUCCGAGCUGCCUGCGUAGACGCAGUUGCAUCCAUCACCACUAACGUGACGUCGCAACCGUUCGCCACCGUCCUCAAACCCCUCAUUGACGCGCUUUUCCACGAACAAGAUAUGAACGCUCAGAUCGGUUUGUCGCUCUGCCUCUCUGCGGCGGUGGACGCCGGGGGGAAAAUUGACGUGGCGGAGCUGAGGAAGCUUUCGGCAAAGGUUUUGAAGUUGGUGAGGAGCGAGUGUUUCAAGGCGAAGCCUGCUUUGUUACUUUUUCUCGGUAGUAUAGUGGGUUCUGGUUGUGGGAGGAGCAAGAGUCUGAUUACUUCUUUGAUUUCAACUGUGGUUGAGUUCUUGGGCAGUGAAGAAUGGGCAACGAGAAAAGCUGCGGCGGAGGUCUUGGAGAAGGUGGCAGUGGUGGAGAGAGAUUUGGCGCCGGAGUUCAAGGUUCCGUGCGUCUCUGCUCUGGAGAGCAGACGAUUUGAUAAGGUUAAGGUUGUCCGAGAGACGAUGAAUCGAGCAUUGGAGAUAUGGAGAGAUGUUCCUGCGCCAUUGCAAGAAGUGACUGCACCACCAAAAGAUAACCGCAGCCGGCGCUCCUCUGUCUUGCCCUGCAGAAGUCCGUGCAAUAGUGGCUUGCAAACUCCAGCACCAAUGAGGAAAAUUAUGCCGACCCUGUCACCUGCAUUGAGUUAUUCGUCUACAGCCAGCAGUCGGGAAACCAUUCUAGGUAUUGAGGAGGACAAGAAACCAUGUAUUUGUAAAUCCAAUAAGCUCGAUACUAGGAAAAAUCUUCUAGUGGUUCCCUUGAACUGUGAGGACAAUUUGAAUUUGGCUGAUGAAGAUGUUAAGAAACUCAAUGAAAAGGAGUUGGAGGACCUGUGUGUGAUCCGCAAACAGCUUAUGCAGAUUGGAAACCAGCAAUCUAGCUUGUUGGACCUGCUCCAGAGAUUUAUGGGAAGCUCGGAGAAGGGAAUGAGUUCUUUAGAAAAACGAGUGGCGGGGCUGGAGAAGGUGGUAGACGAGAUGAAGCAUGGUUUGGCAAUGCCAACUAAAGGGAUCUUCGGACCUGAAUGUGCAGGAAAUACAUGUUGUUAAGUAGCCGGAGCAGAAUUUCUCAGUCCAAAGUUUUGGAGGAAAACUGAAGGCCAGAAUGUCAAUUCUUAGUUUACUAGUUUUUCCAAAAGGUAGUUCAUGCUUAGAAGUAUUUAUAAAUACUGUAGUGCA
Molecule: messenger RNA, 1670 nt
Organism: Sesamum indicum (sesame)
Lineage: Eukaryota; Viridiplantae; Streptophyta; Magnoliopsida; Lamiales; Pedaliaceae
Product: TORTIFOLIA1-like protein 5
Cellular component (GO): microtubule
Molecular function (GO): microtubule binding
Source: RefSeq, a predicted model, not a curated record